This is a messenger RNA of Cetraspora pellucida, 2067 nucleotides long. The record is from the annotation of a GenBank genome assembly. NCBI's taxonomy places the organism in Eukaryota, Fungi, Glomeromycota, Glomeromycetes, Diversisporales, Gigasporaceae.
AUGACUAAAAAAAGACACCUUUUAGGUGUUUCUAUAUACCAAUUAGCGGAUGAAGUUGAGCGCGAGAGUGGACUGGCUGCCAGCCGGAUGGAAAUAGAUUCGUGUGAUCAUGAAAUCGUGAACAUUAAAACGAAGUUAUGGGUAGAUAAGUAUCGUCCAAAAUCCUACAAAGAUCUUGUUGGUGAUGAGAGCAUUAAUCGAGAUGUAUUAAAGUGGCUAGUGCAAUGGAAUUAUUGUGUCUUUGGCAAAGAAACUUAUCAUAAAGACAAUAUACAAAAUCAGUCUAAUGAUCGAUGGGAUCGGCCAGAAAAAAAGAUUUUACUGCUGACUGGGCCUCCUGGAUGUGGAAAGACGACCUUGGCGCACGUAGUUGCAACGCACUGUGGAUAUAAUAUUGUAGAAAUCAAUGCGAGCGAUGAUCGAACCGGUCAGGUUAUCAAAAACAGAAUUAAGGAUGCUUUGGAAACUCAAUCAGUCGUUUUUAAUAAAAAACCAAACUUGAUAAUAAUUGAUGAGAUUGAUGGGGUUUCCGGUAGUGGUGAUGAGAAUUUUGUUAAAUUACUUUUAGAUUUAGUUGAUGGAGAAAAACAAUUAUCGCGAGAUGUAAACCAAUUGACGUCCAAAGGAACUAAAAAAAGCAAGAAAAAGGAGUCUGCCAAGAAACCAUUGCUUCGUCCUAUUAUAUGUAUCUGCAACGAUCAAUAUACUGCAGCAUUGCGUCCUCUUAAAGCUUAUGCGAAAGUAGUAAAUUUUAAAAGAAUACAAUCAAACAGGCUGGCAAAUAGAUUAAAAGAGAUUUGUGACCGUGAGAAAUUAUCGGUUGAUAUAUCAACCUUAUUUGUGCUAGCGGGGUCAGCAGAAGGUGAUAUAAGAAAUUGUUUAACCACCCUACAGUUUAUCAAACAAAGUUCUAAUGUGGUUACAAAAGAGUUAAUCUCAAAAACAAGCAUUGGUCGAAAAGACACAAAUAAAUCGUACUUUACAAUAUGGGAGGAGAUAUUUCAAACAAGAAGUUCCAAAGUCAGAUCACGUGAUGCAUUUGCUCGAGAUUCCGAGAACAGUGCAAAUCGUUAUAUUGAUCGUUUAGAAUCCAUAAUUAGUACCAACGGCGAAUACGAGAAAUUGAUGCAAGGGUGUUUUGAAAAUUACCUAAAAUGUAAUUUUCAUGAUCAAAAAUUUAAGCUUUCUCAAAUAAAUGAAUGGAUCCAUUUUUAUGAUCAAAUAAAUUAUCGAACAAGCUCAUUGCAAUUAUUUGGAUUAUUUGUCUAUUAUCCAUAUCCGAUUAUUAAUUUUCAUCGAUUUUUCUCUGGUGUUGCACAUCCACGCAUGGAAUAUCCAAGAAAAGAUUAUGAGUGUUAUGUACAACAACAAGCUAACGAAAAUAUAACAAAUUCUGCACUGAAUGGAAUAAAAUCAAAAUAUCGAUUGACCUUAAAUAAGAACAUAUUUGUAACUGAAUUUGUUUCGUAUCUGUUGAAGAUUGUGUCCCCUGAAUUAGAAUCGGAAAGCAGGUUUUCCUCUAAUCUCAAAAAAUCUAUACUUUCACGAGUGGUUGACAUAAUGCUUUCGUUCAAUUUAAAAUACAUUCAAAAAAUUGAAGAUGGGAAAUCAUUUUAUGCUAUUGAACCGCCAAUAGAUCAACUUGUGUUAUUUUCAGACGUGGACUCAAAGAAUUAUGCGUUUAAGAAUGAUAUCACCAAACAUUUGAUAGCUAAAGAAAUUAACAUAAAGCUUGAGAGUGCUGCGGAAGUACGCUCCUUAAGUAUUCAAAAUAAAAAAUCAUCCUCAACUAGCUACACCACUCAAUCAGAAUCGAAAUCCUUAAAGAAUCAACAAAAAGUCGAAACUCAAAUAUUGGAUUUUUUCGGAAGGCCAAAGGCUAACACGGAGUCAUUUACAGAGUCUAGGACAACUGACGAUAACCUGAUUAAACCAAAGGUUUGGUACAGAUACCAUGAAGGAUCAACAAAAGCUACAAUUGAUGAUGCAAAAAUUUAUAAUAAUCAAUAUGUUUUUUGUAAAGAUAAAGAAUUUAUUAACCAAAUUAAAGAAGUAAUAAAUAUUUAA